UUUCCUGUGGCAGCUGCUGGGCUGUUCUAUUGCGGUGAUGGCUGUUCUUUUGUGGUGGUUGCUGUUCUUUUGUGUAAGGCUGGUCCAUUCACUCGCUCAUCCGUCUGUCAGUCGGUCGGUCUGUCCGUCCGCCCCGGGGCUCCGCGCCUGCUGGCUCAGCCUCAGGGCUGCCUACCUCCGCGUAUGGUCCCCGGGAGGAGUGUGACAGGCUGCGUGGGGCGCGUUGAUGGGUCGUGAGCGCAGCCUGGGAUGCUGUGCUCCCGCUGAGCAUGCCUGGUCCCGACCUCGGCACAGGGCCAGUGUGACCUUGAAGCUGAGAGUGCUUGUGCCACUUGACCUUGCUGCUGUCGCUGAGCCCCAGGAGGAGGACCCGCUCCUCUGGGCCUGGCCUGGGGCGCAGGAGGCUGCACAGCUGCCCACGCCUCUGGGGGACGCUGCCAAAGGCCACCAUGGAGACCCUUGCCUUGAAGCCCCAGGAGAGAGGACCCAGUGACGUUCCAGGAUGUGACUGUGGAGUUCACCCAGGAGGAGUGGGAGCACCUGGGCACCGCUCAGAGGGCGCUGUACUGCGAGGGUGCCAGGAUUCCAAGCCUGAUGUGAUCUCCCAGUUGGAGCAAAGUGGAUCUCCAUGGAUGGCGUGGAGGGGAAUCACUAGGGGCCUCUCUCCAGACCAAGAGACUGGAUCUAGAACUGAAGAGUCAAUCUGAAGCAAGUAAUUUCUAAAGAAUUUUCCCAGGGCAUGAUAAUCAGCAAAGGUAAAAGGAAUGGAAUCUGUGACUCCACCAGAGAAGUCCCAGGAUCUCUUGGCCAUUUAGAGAGCCAUCUAGGGCAGAUGGCAUUUACCCAUAAAAAAAGCAUGAUUCUAGAGAACGUUUAUGAAGGUAAUGGAUUUGAGAAAGAGUUUAGACAGCAAUCAAAUUUUGUUACUCAAAACAAAAUUCUUUGGGGGAAAAUAGUGCAUGAAGAUGACAGUGAUGACAGUAGCUUUUCACAUAACCUAGAUCUAAGUAACCAUCAGGGAAACUACAUGAGUGAAAAAUCAUACAAAUGUGAUAAAUGUGGGAAAUACUUUAGCUGUGGUUUGGAUCUCACUCAACACCAGAGUUUUCAUACUGAAGUUAAUCCAUAUGUUAUUAGAAGUCAGAAGGUGGGUGCUAGGGAAAAGCCCUUCAAAUGCAAAAAUUGUGGGAAAUCUUUCAGUAGGGGAACACACCUUAUACAACAUGAAAGAUGCCACAGAGGAGAGCGACCAUAUGAGUGUAAUAUAUGUGGGAAGUCUUUCAGCUGGGAUUCAUCUCUUAUUCUACAUUAGAGAACUCAUACUGGAGAAAAAACCACUAUAAGUGUAGUGAAUGUGGGAAAGCCUUCUACCAGAGUACAUGCCUCACACAGCAUCAGAGGAUUCACACAGGAGAGAAACCUUAUGAAUGUAGUCAGUGUGGGAAAGCCUUUAGCCAAAGUUCACAUCUUACUCCUCAUCAGAAAACUCAUACUGGGGAGAAACCCUAUGAAUGUAAUCAAUGUGGCAAAGCCUUUAUUCAGAGCAUCCAACUUACCCUACAUCUAAGAAUUCAUUCUAGAGAGAAACCUUAUGAAUGUACUGAAUGUGGUAAAAUCUAUAGUCAUAGUUCAUCCUUGAUGCAACAUAAGAAGAUUCAUACUGGAGAAAAACCCUUUGAAUGUAAAGAAUGUGGGAAAGCCUUUACCCAGAGCAUCCAACUUACUUUACACCUGAGAACGCAUACUGGAGAGAAAUCUUAUGAAUGUACUGAAUGUGGCAAAGCCUAUAGUCAUGGAUCAUCCCUUAUUCAACAUAAGAGGAUCUAUACUGGAGAGAAACUUUGUAAUGAAUGUGGGAAAGCUUUCCGAUGGAAUACACACCUUACUCAACACCAAAGAAUUCAUACUGGAGAGAAACCUUAUAAAUGCAAAAUAUAUGACAAGUCUUUCAGCAGAAGUACACACCUUAAUCAACAUCAGAGGACUCAUACUGAAGAGAAACCCUAUGAAUGUCAUGAGUGUGGGAAAACCUUUGGUCAGAAUACAUAUUUGACUCAACACCAGACGAUGCACACUGGAGAGAAACUUUAUCGGUGUAAAGAAUGUGGAAAGGCCUUCACCGUAAAUGCAUACCUUGUUCAACAUCAAAGGAUUCAUAAGAGAAAGAAACCUUUAUAAUGUGCCAAUCACAAAGAAGUUCAGAAUGUAGAGAAAUUCAGCAAAUGUAUUUAAUGUAAGAAAUAUUUCAGCAUAAGCACAGGCAUUCUUCAACAUCAAUAAAUUAAUCAAAGAAAGAAACUCUAUAAA
Molecule: messenger RNA, 2307 nt
Organism: Pteropus alecto (black flying fox)
Lineage: Eukaryota; Metazoa; Chordata; Mammalia; Chiroptera; Pteropodidae
Product: zinc finger protein 2 homolog
Source: RefSeq, a predicted model, not a curated record